Messenger RNA from Cyclopterus lumpus (lumpfish), 5989 nucleotides. It is a transcript of the gene mgat5, whose product is annotated as alpha-1,6-mannosylglycoprotein 6-beta-N-acetylglucosaminyltransferase. Gene Ontology annotation, biological process: protein N-linked glycosylation. Bases 402 to 2651 code for a protein of 749 amino acids. The transcript has 16 exons. The record is from RefSeq and is a predicted model, not a curated record. Gene Ontology annotation, molecular function: alpha-1,6-mannosylglycoprotein 6-beta-N-acetylglucosaminyltransferase activity. Lineage: Eukaryota; Metazoa; Chordata; Actinopteri; Perciformes; Cyclopteridae. Gene Ontology annotation, cellular component: Golgi apparatus.
CGUCAGAGCGCGCAUAGAGGCUCGUGCGCACGGUGUGCUGUGGUCGAAGUCUCUCUACCAGUCUGCUCCGGCGCAACGACGUCUACCGCCUGCUCGUCGCCCACUGGAUUAAAAAAAAAAUUAAAGUCACGCAGUUUACCACCGACAGAAACCGUUGGAGAGGAUGCAACAGGUCGGACUGAUUCCACUUAGAUGCCACUGAGCGGUGAGGAUGGGCCAGAGAAGGAAAUCACGCCGGUGAGGCAAACAAGCCUCGCGCCACCCCCCAAAACCCGCCGCCACACCGACUGACGCAGCAAUGCCCCGCCUUCCCACCUGAGUGCUCCCCUCUCCCUCACUUCUGCGCCUCCUUCCCCCCCUCGGUCAAAUCAGAGCCACCGCGGCACCCCCGGCCAGUCAGCAUGGCCACGCCCUUCCUGUGGAAGCUGUCGUCCCAGAAGCUGGGCUUCUUCCUGGUCAGCUUUGGGUUCAUCUGGGGCAUGAUGCUGCUGCACUUCACCAUCCAACAGAGAGCCAGCCACGAGAACAGCGGCGUGCUGAAGCAGCAGAUCCUGGACCUGAGCAAGCGCUACAUCAAGGCGCUGGCCGAGGAGAACCAAAGUGUCAUGGACGGGCCCUACGUGGGCACCAUGACGGCUUACGACUUGAAGAAGACCCUCGCCGUGCUGCUGGACAACAUCAUGCUGAGGCUGGGCAAGCUGGAGUCCAAGGUGGAGAACAUCUACAACGGCACAGGGGGCAACCUGACCAACGUCACCAGCACCGCCACGCCCAGCGCCACGAACUCUGAAAAAGUUAACGUGGCGGACCUCCUAAACGGAGCCCAGGAGAAGUGCGAGCUGCCGCCUUUGGAGGGUUUCCCUCACUGCGAGGACAAGGUCAAGUGGAUGAGGGAAAUGUGGCGCACGGACUCCUGCUACGGCAACUACGGCGUAGACGGAUCCACCUGCUCCUUCUUCAUCUACCUCAGCGAGGUGGAGAACUGGUGUCCCCGCCUUCCCUGGAGGACAAGGACCCUGGACGAAGAAUUGGACCGGAGGGGACAGGCGGAGGUCCGGACCAGUUUCGAGGAGCUGUACCGCGUGAUGUCACAGCGCGAGGAGUUCCGCUGGAUGAUGCUGAGAAUCCAGCGCAUGGCCGAGCCGUGGGUCGGCGCCGUCCGCUCGCUGGCCUCCAAGCAGAACCUGGCCAGGCGCCGGAGGAAGAAGAUCCUGGUGCACUUGGGCCUGCUGACCAAGGAGUCGGGCUUCAAAAUAGCAGAGAACGCCUUCAGCGGCGGCCCGUUGGGCGAGCUGGUCCAGUGGAGUGACCUCAUAACAACGCUGUACCUCUUGGGCCACGACGUCCGCAUCUCAGCCUCCCUGGCCGAGCUCAAAGAGAUCAUGCGCAAGGUCAUGGGGAACAAGUCCAGCUGCCCGACCCAGGGCGACAAGGUGGUCGAGCUCAUCUACAUCGACAUCGUGGGCCUCACCCAGUUCAAGAAGACGCUGGGACCUUCCUGGGUCCACUACCAGUGCAUGCUGCGGGUGCUGGAUUCGUUCGGGACGGAGCCCGAGUUCAACCACGCCCACUACGCCCAGUCCAAGGGUCACAAGACGCCCUGGGGGAAGUGGAACCUCAACCCGCAGCAGUUCAACACCAUGUUCCCUCACACCCCAGACAACAGUUUCCUGGGCUUCGUAGUGGAGCAGCACCUUAACGCCAGCGACAUCCAGCACAUCGACGACAUCAAGAGGCAGAACCAGUCGCUGGUCUACGGCAAAGUCGACAACUUCUGGAAGGACAAAAAGAAAUACCUCGACAUCAUCCACAGCUACAUGGAGGUCCACGGCACCGUGCACGGCACCAGCACCGUGCACCUCCCGAGCUACGUCAAGAACCACGGCAUCCUGAGCGGCCGAGACCUGCAGUUCCUCCUCCGAGAAACCAAGCUGUUUGUGGGUCUGUCCUUCCCCUACGAGGGUCCCGCCCCCCUGGAGGCCAUCGCCAACGGCUGCGCUUUCCUCAACCCCAAAUUCAACCCUCCAAAGAGCAGCAAGAACACCGACUUCUUCAAGGGCAAGCCCACGCUGAGAGAGCUGACCUCUCAGCACCCGUAUGCGGAGGUGUACAUCGGCCCGCCCCAUGUGUGGACGGUGGAUAUCGAAAACCCCGUGGAGGUGGAGAGGGCCCUCCGCUCCAUCCUCAGCCAGAAGAUUGAGCCCUACCUGCCCUAUGAGUUCACCUGUGAGGGGAUGCUGCAGAGAGUCAACGCCUUCAUUGAGAACCAGGACUUCUGCCACGGCCAGGUGAUGUGGCCCCCCCUCAGCACCCUGCAGGUGAAAGUGGCCGAGCCGGGACGCACCUGCAAGCAGGUGUGUCAGGAGGAGCAGCUCAUCUGUGAGCCCUCCUUCUUCCAGCACCUCAACAAGGACAAGGACCUAGCCAGGUGGGACACUCGCACGAUACACUUUCCUCCGUGUUCUAGGUGUGAUUUAAAAAGUGGCCAUCAGGUGGCAGCACACAACCGGUUUGAAUUCAAAUGGAUAGUUUGUCAUCUAGAGUGGAGAAUUCAAAUAAACUGCAGUGUCAUGUUAAAACCACCAGAGGGCCCAGUUUGUAAAGAUACCUUACUGGAAAAUGACUCCAGUAAAAGUGAAAGUCACCUCUGAGAAUACUACUUGAGUAAAAGUCUUAAAGUAUCUGAUAUUUACUGUACUGAAGUAUUUAAAGUAAAAGUACAAGUAAAUAAAAAAGCAAAGGGUCAGAAUUGUUAGAAUUAUGAAGUUUAUUCUUUUAAGUGCUGUGGCCACCAUGACCAAGGACAAUGAGUUGUGUUGAAAAUAAUUGAUUUGGCUGUGAUCCAUCCAGGAGCAACAAUGUUCAACAUAUAUUGUACAUAAGUAUACUUUUGAUCUCUCUCUCGCUCUCUCUCUCUCUCUCUCUCAGGUUUGGCGUGGACUGUCAGACGGUGGAGUCCAGUGCCGACACGCUGGUGCCGGCCUACAGCGACACCCGCCACCACUGCAUCUUGCAGUCCGACCUGCUGCUGUUCAGCUGCGCCGGCGCCCACCAGACGCUGCAGCGCAUCUGCCCCUGCCGCGACUACAUGAAGGGCCAGGUGGCGCUGUGCAAAGACUGCCUAUAGCACCGACAUGCAGGCCGAUGGGCGGGGGGGGAGGGGUUAAGUGAAGUCUGAGCAGCUAGUGUGUUUUAGAAUCUAUCAAACACACUUCUGUGGGAAGAUGUCUGGACAGAAGAGACUGCGUAUGUCCAUCAUAUUUAUAAUUCUCCUCCCCCCCCACCCCCCCCACCCCCCUUCCCGCGGCAGGAGGUGAAGCCGCCAACCUGAGCGUCCAGCCGGCCCCCCGUUUCUGUGGGUGUGAAAUUACUUGAAUCCGCAAAAAGGGAGCCGUCGGAGUACAGCAAAACGAGCUGCCUCCUCAUUUGGUAGACUGCACCGAUCUUCAGGUUCAGGGCAGCAAGGGACCAAGGAGGCUCAGCUCAGCCCCCCCUGUCCCCCCACCCCACCCCCUCCCCUCCGCUCAGCCCCCCCUGUCCCCCCACCCCCUCCCUCUGCUCCAACCCCUCCAUCUCCCCUGGUCUAAUCUGAAACUGUUUAUUCUUUAGGUAGGUUUGCACUGGACUGGCUCGCCAGAAGGCCCGCAACACACGCACGCACACGCACACACACACACACACACACACUCUCUCACACACACGCACAUGCGGCUAAAGAAGAACCCAGUUUUACACUGUAACCAACUUGUUGUCUCGCUCGUACGAUCAUGACGAGGGCGGACUGUAUCGUAGAUCUCUAGAUACCCCUGUCCCUUGACCCUAAAGCAGCGGCCCUUGUUUGCCCUUUAAAAGAGAGGAAAGUCCAGUGGGGAUCAGCCACUGGACUUUUCAUUUUCAGACAUUCACUUUUAAAUUGCACACUUGCUUUAAAUGUCAGUUUAAUUUAAAAAAGAAAAGAAAAGAGGAUCGAGUGUGUGUGUUUCCACAAAAAGGCCAGUAGAGGAGCGUAGAAAUGUCUUCCGGUAGCUAAAGCUGUCGUGUACAGGAGUCGCUGUGUCGUAGGAAGUUGUCGUGGUGACGUAGAUGAUAGCGGUGGUGACACCUAGUUAACAGGAAGACUGCAGAGGAACAUGAAAACAUAACCGAGGUGUUUGUCCGUGUUCAUGUACAAAAACACAAACACACAGAUCCACUCGCCGUAAAAGAAGCGUCAUCGCCUCCUCUCUUUCCUACGAAUCGUUAGGAUUCUGAUUUGCCUGCAGAUUUGCAAAAGAAAAUUAAUAUAAAAGUCAAAUUCAAGAGUUAUUGUGGUGAAUUGGAGAAAAGAAAUGAACUACGGUAAUCUAUUUGAGGUUUAACAAGAUAUUAGUAACACUGUAUAUUGUUUAUAAGGGUUUUAAAGGUUUUCUUUUUUAUUUAUUUUGUAUACAAAUCUUUAUUUGUGUUUUUGCCGGAAAUCUUUCUUUUUUUAUUUAUAGGAGGGGUGUGUCUUUUUUUUCCUUUUUUUUUUAAUAGAUUUUUAUUUAUGGAGAGUAAUUUAAAAACAAUACGAAAAAAAGAGCUUGCUUGUCUUUAAGUGUACGAACAGGAUGUGGAGGCUUCGUCUGCUUCUGUUCAGCCUUCAGCAGUGAUGAGAGGAGAAGUUUAGAGUCUUGCUGGUCGAUUCAGCAAUUUUUUUUAUAAAUACAAAGUUUUAACAACAACAAAUUAUUUGAUGUUUUACUCCUUUAAAAGCAAAAAACACGCAUGAGGAAAAUCUUUAGCGUUGAAUAAUAAGAGCGACUGUUUUAACUACAGAACGGGGAUCGUCUUCAUCAUCAUCAUCAUCACUGUUAAAAAUGGACAGCGGUGGACGCGUGCCUCGUUUCAGUGACAGCCAGCAGGAGCCUCGUACACGUCGUGCUUUCAUUUCCAAUCACGUUUCUUUCCGUUUGCACGUAUGAAUCCGCCCACCUGCACCGUCUCACUGUCAGCCGUCACUUUUACGUUGUUUUUGUUAGGUUUUUUUACUUUUGUAAACGGGUCAGUGAUCUGCCGCCAAGUCAGCGUUUCAAAGAACAUGAUGUGCCUUUUUUAACGGUUCAGUUCGGUCCCGUUUGAUUAUCAGCGACAGUCGGCUGCGAUGCGUCUGAAAUAAAUACAAAUAAAACCCACUUGUUGAUACAAGUUUUCAAUCCCAAAUCUAACUCCACAUAUCACUUAAAGGAUUCCUUCGCUCUCUCUCUGGAGUCAGUUCUAUGGGUCACACUCAUUUAAAUCAUCUUAGUUUCUCAUCUAAUUUCAAGUUAAUACAAUUAAAAUCUGUUCAAUUGAAUCGGUCCGAACCUUGUGAUUAGUUACAUUUGGUUGAGGAAAACACUAUUCUGAUUGGCUAUUUAACACAUGCUUGCUGUAAACACCAGAAAGUACAUGUUUCACAAUAAUUGGAUUUCCUUCUUCAGCAGCAAUAUGAUUUCAGAAACAUCCAUGGAAACAUAAUUUGGUGUCCUUUUUUUUCUCCAAUUAGGAAAUGGGAUUUGUAUUGUUUUUACAUGAAAACUGUUGAGUACAAACACGAAAACAGUGAAACCGUCAAACCGGUUUUGCUGCAGUGGAAGCCUUAUUUACUUUGUCAGGCUUAUUCUAAGCAUGCUGGCGAGCGGUCUCUAGAGAACCAGGCGGUUCCCUAGAGAACCGGGUGGUUCCUUCACCGUAUCUGUCUGUUAACCUCGGCAUCGAAUGUCUCCGUUGGACAAAAAACUAACAAACGUGCUACUUACAGCCACACAAACAUGUAAUCUUUUUUUUUUUUUUGCAAUCUCGACCUUGUUGGAAUCAGUCGGUAAGCAACCAGCGUGUGAAAAUAUUGUGGUUUCAAAGCAGCGAAUAACACAUAAGGUGAAUAACGCAAUGACAACUUUUUGUUUUGUUUUUGUUGUUUUCACAGUCCUUGAUGGGUAAGAGGGAUAUAACUUUAUUUUUAAAUAAACCUUUUUUCUGUGACAAAAGG